This is a messenger RNA of Dermacentor silvarum, 955 nucleotides long. RefSeq names its product tigger transposable element-derived protein 4-like. The record is from RefSeq and is a predicted model, not a curated record. The transcript has 2 exons. Bases 352 to 825 code for a protein of 157 amino acids. Lineage: Eukaryota; Metazoa; Arthropoda; Arachnida; Ixodida; Ixodidae.
UCCCAGACUCAUCUGUGGCACCGUCAAGUUCCCCAUGGAGUCAAUGUAUUAAAAAGUCCGAAAUUCCGGACGCUUAUAGCCUUCACCAUCCGAUUUCCCGGACUUUUUACUGUUAACCGCCGACCCAAAGUCACCACCGACGCCGCCAUUUUGGUUGUUUUCAUAUCCUCGAACCCACCAUACUCGCAUCGCAGGUGUGGCCAGCAGCACCGCCGCACCGCGCCGCGGCUGCCGUAACCUCGAAACCGCACGUGUCAAUCCGUUGCCAGCCGUAGCUUAGCCAAGCCAAACCUCACUGUGUUCGUUCACGUCGGGAAAAGCUACGCUGUUGACCUCAGGUCUGCCGUCGGCAUGCUAGCGGAAUCGUGGAAGGCGGUUACGCAAGAGACUCUGCGGAACUGUUUUCGCCACGCGGGCUUCACACUCGACGCCGAGACAGCCGUCUCGCCCCAAGUGGACAGCGUGUGUGACGAACUGCCAUCCGCGGACGUUGCCUUCGACGAUCUGCGCGCUGCCGGCGUGUCGAUUCCAGCCGGGAUAACCUUUGAGGGCUUCGCCGACGCUGACAAAGACCUCGAGCUAUGUGCGGAGUUGACCGAUGACGAAAUCAUUCAUCAAGUUACGGAGGAUUCCGACGACUCCGACACCGAGAACGAAGAGCCAGCUCCUACACAGCCAACGAGCUCGGAGUUGACGCGAGCACUGAUGACACUGUCAUCGGUGUACAGCGGCAACAUGACGUUGACUGAAAUUGAGGCAGACAUGAUCGCGGGCAAGCGGACCGUGCAAAAGAAAAUAAGCGACUUCUUUGCGCCCAAGUGCUGACCUAUGAGGUAGCGCCGGCCACAUCGUAUUUUUUUUUUUUUUAUAAACGGCUCUUUUCAGAGCCACCUAAACGAUGCAUUGGCUGAAUAGCAAUGGGAAUCUUGUAGUCUGGCCGUGACCCUCUCCGUCA